Thlaspi arvense is the source of this 378-nucleotide messenger RNA. The record is from the annotation of a GenBank genome assembly. NCBI's taxonomy places the organism in Eukaryota, Viridiplantae, Streptophyta, Magnoliopsida, Brassicales, Brassicaceae.
AGAUCUGGUGAAGAAGAACCUGGGUAUUGCAAUAGGAGAUGGAACAUCAACCCCGAUCUGGAGCUCCCCUUGGUUAUCUCUAGAGAACCCGUUAGUGCCAAUGGGACCAGCUACCAUAUAAACAAUCGGCACACCAUCAGAACUGGAUCCUGUGUCCCGGCUCGAUUACCCCUUGUAGCGGAAGCUCUAGCGAUGAAAGCAGCAAUGGGGCAAGCGCUGGAUCUACACUUCGAGGAAGUAAUCUGCAGAUCCGAUUCAGCAAAACUGAUCAAAGCUCUCAAAGAAGAAGACGAGACACCUAAGGAAAUCUAUGGAACUGUUCAAGAUAUCAAAGCCCUUUCAAUUUCUUUUCAUGCAAUUGAUUUUGAGUUUACUUGA